CGCGCGUCUCUCUGGCGCAUGCGCUUUCCUGGCUUCAGAGGAAGCCGGCGCUCUUGCUUGUGACUUCCGCCUCAGUUGAGCUUCCGGCGCGAAGGUCACGGACAAGAUGGUACCCCCGGUUCAGGUCUCUCCGCUGAUCAAGCUCGGCCGAUACUCAGCCCUGGUCCUCGGCAUGGCCUACGGCGCUAAACGCUACAGUUACCUAAAACCCCGGGCAGAAGAGGAGAGGAGGGUGGCAGCGGAGGAAAAGAAGAGACUAGAUGAGCUGAAGCGGAUCGAGAGAGAACUGGCAGAAGGUGACACCAUACUCAAGUGAUGCAGAGCCCAUGAGCUUGCCUGUCCUUAGCCGCUGAGGAUGAAUAAAGCUUUGUCGUGUGAUGGA
Messenger RNA from Cricetulus griseus (Chinese hamster), 382 nucleotides. Lineage: Eukaryota; Metazoa; Chordata; Mammalia; Rodentia; Cricetidae. The record is from RefSeq and is a predicted model, not a curated record.